AUGGCUCCACAGGACAGGGAUGGCAAUGGCGACAAUGAAUUGCAGGAUUUCAACAAUGAGAAAGGGAAUUGUAACCCCAAGCCUACCUCGCAGAAGCAGUGGCCGAAGCUUUCAUCAUACUCCAUUCGCGGUGGACGCACAACUCCAAUGAAUUCGACAGGAACGGGACGGCACCCUCAGCGAGGACGAGCUGCGGGAGCUUUGGUGUCUCGUGACUAUCGUCACCAAAGGCCUUACCACAGUGUCGGCAGCGUUGUGGUGGAAGAACGUUUGCAGCUCGCAGCUGGCGAACGAAGAGGGGGUAAGCGCCACAUUGAGUUUGGUGAUAUGGUUCACGUGGGCCACAGUAGCACCGGGGCCAUCAAAGAAGGUAUAUCAAUUCCUACAGCCGCUGCAACAGGGGAGCGGCCCGCGGGAUAUGGACAUCAUUCAACCUUGAUAGAGUACAUGAACCCACAUGCACGCCUAGAACGUCACCUGAAACGCUACGAGCGAGGGCUCAAGGAAUUCUAUAUGAAUUGUAACAAUGGUGAUGCGCAGAAUGAAAUUGUGGGUGCAAUGGACUCAGGAGAGGAGGAGGAUGAGAAGUGCAUCGAGGAUGACUGCUUUGAAUUCGCUGACGAAGAGGACUGUGAGGGUCAUCCAGGUAUGCAUUACGGGAACCGUACUCAGCGCCCAGCGUCGGUAGAGAUGCCAUUGCGUCCCAGUCGAGUUUUGCUUACUCAGCGUGCUGCUAACACAAUGUACAGUUUUACAGGCGAUGGCCGGUACAAAUACAGAGGCGGGUCUGGUGCACCAUUGUGUGCUGUUUUGGGUCCAAAUGGCUCUACGCUGCGACGGCGGGCUGAUCCUGUUCGACGGGGACAACAAAUGCGCGAAAUAUGGAAGAGUGACAAGUUCCUCGCACAACAAGGCCGAAAAGAUGAUCGAUGGCGGCUGCGUCAGAGUAUGUUGGCCUGGGAUCCAUGA
Molecule: messenger RNA, 969 nt
Organism: Trypanosoma grayi
Lineage: Eukaryota; Euglenozoa; Kinetoplastea; Trypanosomatida; Trypanosomatidae
Exons: 1
Coding region: 1-969 (322 amino acids)
Source: RefSeq, a predicted model, not a curated record